CUCGGCAUCUCGCAAGGGCACUCCUCUCUCUCUCUCUCUCUCUCUCUCUCUCUCUCGUUGCCCCUCUCUAUCGUCCGCGCCCCACUUCCCGAUUUCGAUUAGGGCGAUCAUUGAUCCCGUGUUUGGCGAAUCGAAGGUACUUCUACACAAUAUAGCCCAUCUUCUCAUGAGACAACUUAUCUAUUGAUGGCUGCAUGAUUGGUAGGAGAAAUGGAGCAUACAGAGGAUGAAUGCCGAAUUGUCAGUGAACAUCACAGUAAACAGAAUGAUGAAGAAAGCAUUGCACGCCUAGAGGAAUACAAAAAACAAAUUGAUGUGAAGACCACUCUUCGUCAAAGUAAUCUGAAUCCUGAAAGGCCCGAUUCGAGUUUUCUGAGGACAUUGGAUUCCAGUAUUAAACGUAAUACAGCGGUUAUUAAGAAGCUUAAGCAGAUUAAUGAGCAAUUGGAAGGUUUAUUGGACGAGGUGAAAAGUGUCAACUUGAGCAAAUUUGUUAGUGAGGCAGUGUCUGCCAUCUGUGAUGCCAAACUAAAAUCUUCUGAUAUACAAGCUGCUGUUCAGGUCUGCUCCUUGCUUCAUCAAAGAUACAAGGACUUCUCUCCUUGCCUUGUUCAGGGCCUCUUGAAAGUCUUCUUCCCUGGGAAAUCCGGAGAUGAUUUGGAUUCCGAUAAGAGCUUGAGAGCUAUGAAGAAGAGGAGCACUUUGAAACUUCUUAUGGAACUUUACUUUGUUGCAAUUGUUGAGGAUGCUAGCAUUUUUGUGAACAUCAUAAAAGAUCUAACUUCAUCGGAACAUCUAAAGGAUCGUGAGGCAACUCAGACGAAUCUGUCGCUUCUCACCAGUUUUGCUCGCCAAGGCAAAUACUUCUUGGGGAUUCAGCAGCCAGGACAAGAAGUUCAUGAUGAGUUCUUCAAGGGCCUAAAUGUCACUGGAGAUCAAAAGAAAUUCUUCAAGAAAGCCUUAAACUCAUACUAUGAUGCUGUAGCUGAACUCCUCCAAUCUGAGCAUGCUUCCCUUCGGGUAAUGGAAAUCGAGAAUGCGAAGAUCUUGAGUGCUAAAGGUGAACUCAGUGAUGAGAACACAGCCUCAUAUGAGAAGCUUCGGAAGACUUAUGAUCACUUACUACGUGGCGUCUCUUCUUUAGCUGAGGCCCUUGAUAUGCAACCGCCUGUAAUGCCUGAUGAUGGGCACACAACCAGGCUUACCACUGGAUCUGAUUCAUCCUCUUCUACUUCUGGGAAGGAAACCUCCACACUUGAACCACUCUGGGAUGAUGAAGAUACAAAGGCUUUUUAUGAAUCCUUACCUGAUCUAAGAGCAUUUGUUCCUGCUGUAUUACUGGGAGAAACUGAACCAAAGUUGAAUGAGCAACAAGCUAAGGGACAGGAGCAACAGAAUGAAUCUUCUGCGGAUGUGGACAUGGAAGUGCAUGAUAAUGCUGAAGCUUCUGCUGAGUCUGAAUCGCCAGGGGAGGUGAAAGCAGAUGAGAAAGGCAAGGAUAGAGAAAACAAAGAUAAGGAAAAGACAAAAGAUUCUGAGAAGGAAAAAUCUAAAGAAAAGGAGACAGAAAGAAAAGGAGAGAGUGACAAGGAUAAAGUAAAAGGCCAUGAUGGAACAAGCUUGGAUAAUCUGUUACAGAGGCUUCCGGGUUGUGUAGGCCGUGAUCUUAUUGAUCAGCUGACGGUGGAAUUUUGCUACUUAAACUCAAAAGCAAACCGGAAGAAACUUGUGCGUGCCUUGUUUAAUGUCCCAAGGACUUCCUUGGAACUAUUGCCUUACUAUUCCCGGAUGGUUGCUACAUUGUCAACAUGUAUGAAAGAUGUUCCGAGUUUGCUGUUGUCAAUGUUGGAAGAAGAGUUUAAUUAUCUGAUAAAUAAGAAGGAUCAGACCAACAUUGAAACAAAGAUAAAGAACAUAAGGUUUAUUGGAGAGCUAUGCAAGUUCAGAAUGGCCCCUCCAGGUCUUGUUUUUAGCUGCUUGAAGGCAUGCCUAGAUGAUUUCACCCAUCAUAAUAUUGAUGUCGCUUGCAACCUUCUUGAGACGUGUGGGCGCUUUCUUUAUCGGUCGCCAGAAACUACAAUACGAAUGGCAAACAUGUUAGAAAUAUUGAUGCGCUUGAAAAAUGUCAAGAACUUGGAUCCACGUCACAGUACACUGGUAGAGAAUGCUUACUACUUGUGCAAACCACCGGAAAGAUCUGCUCGGGUUUCUAAAGUCCGCCCUCCGUUGCAUCAGUACAUAAGGAAACUACUUUUCUCGGACCUUGACAAGUCCACUGUUGAGAAUGUUCUUCGUCAGCUGCGCAAGUUACCUUGGGCAGAAUGUGAGCAGUAUCUGGUGAAGUGCUUUCUGAAGGUUCACAGGGGAAAGUACAGCCAAGUACAUCUGAUUGCUCUCCUCACUGCUGGACUCGGUCGCUAUCAUGAUGACUUUGCAGUAGCUAUAGUUGAUGAGGUUCUAGAGGAGAUUAGAGUUGGUCUGGAAUUAAAUGACUACAGUAUGCAGCAAAGACGCCUUGCUCAUAUGCGGUUCUUAGGGGAAUUGUACAACUACGAGCAUAUUGAUUCAUCAGUCAUAUUUGAAACACUCUACUUGAUUAUUGGUUUUGGAUACGGAACUCCAGAACAAGAUACGCUGGAUCCACCAGAAGAUUGUUUCAGGAUCAGGAUGAUAAUAAUGCUCCUCCAUACAUGCGGUCAUUAUUUUGAUAGAGGCUCUUCCAAAAGAAAACUUGAUAGAUUUCUGAUCUAUUUCCAAAGAUACGUUCUUAGCAAGGGUCCGAUCCCCCUUGAUAUCGAGUUCGACAUUCAGGACAUGUUUGCUGAGUUACGGCCGUACAUGACUCGCUAUUCAUCAAUUGAAGAAGUCAAUGCUGCACUAAUCGAACUCGAAGAAAACGAGCGUGUGGCCUUAACUGAGAAAACUAGCAGUGAGAAGUACUCGGAUAGUGAAUCCCAUAAACCUAAGUCUUCAUCAGCUUUUACUGCCGGUUCAGCUAAUGGCAAGAGCACAGCCAACGGUGUUGAUGAAAAUGGUGAGGGCCAUGACGAAGCAGCAGAGAGCGAGAGCUAUUCAGACAGUGGGAGCGUUGAUCACGAUGGACAUGAAGCUGAUGAAGAGCUACUAUACGAAGAAAAAAGUGAUGAUGGGUCCGAAAGUGAAGACGAUGAAGAUGAUGAUGGCGGACCCCUUGGUACUGAUGAGGAGGAUAGUGUGCAGGUGAGGCAGAAGUUGGUAGAAAUUGAUCCAAAAGAGGAAGAAGAGUUUGACCGUGAAUUGCGGGCCUUAGUGCAGGAGAGCUUGGAGUCGCGAAAAGUAGAGUUGCGGGCGAAGCCCACUAUUAAUAUGAUGAUUCCUAUGAACGUUUUUGAGGGGCCAGGUAAAGAUCCGAAGAUUGUUGAGGGGGAGAGUGGAGAAGAUACGGUUGAUGAAGAGGGCGGGAGCGUGGGAGGUAGUAACAAAGUUCGCGUCAAAGUCAUCGUGAAGAGGGGGAAUAAGCAACAAACAAAGCAGAUGUUUAUACCCCAGGAUUGUUCGCUUGUUCAGGGAACGAAACAAAAGGAAAUGGCAGAGCUGGAGGAGAAACAAAGUAUUAAAAGGAGGAUUCUGGAGUACAAUGAAAGGGAGGAAGAAGAAUCAAAUGGGGUUUUGCCACAAUCCGGGGGUUGGGCUCAGGCUGGGAGUAGCGGUAGUAGUAGUGGUGGAAGGCCUGCAGGCCGGGGCAGUUGGGAUGGGUCGAGUCGGAUGGGAGGCGCACGUCCGCGCCAAUAUUCAUCCGCUGGGUUCUAUCAAGGGUACGGCAGGAGGAGGUGAUUUGUAAGUUUGGAAACUACUCUCUUGAGUUGAGGAAAUGACUCUGGUGGUAUGGUAAAAGGAAUUUAUGAAACUACUCUCUUGAGUUGAGGAAAUGACUCUGGUGGUAUGGUUAAAGGAAUUUACUACAAUAAAUAUCUACAUAUUUCAAGACAGAAUGGUUUCAUCAGCCUAGCAAGAAACCAAAGCAAAGCCAUCGUAACGUUGAGUAGUGGAAGCUUUCGCCUGUUUCUUUUGCUCUUGUAAGAAAGCCCGGUGGUACUUAUGCCGGCGUCAGAGAUUGCGGUUGUUACUGUACAUAGGAGCUACCAAUAGAAUGUGCUGUAAUGUAGGGAAAUGGAGGAACAAAGUUGAGACCUUUCUCUUUCACCUGAAAUUGUUCUAAUGUGCAAUUUAUUCUGCUGUGUGGUGGAUGGUGGUUUCUGCCUUCUUGUAGGAUGCUUAUAUGCUGUGAUAAAUCCUAGUGUUGAUUAAAGUUAUUUAAGCACGGUUAUCAAGUCUAAUCUAUGUAGUCUUUGUAUAUUUAUGCA
Messenger RNA from Ananas comosus (pineapple), 4343 nucleotides. RefSeq names its product regulator of nonsense transcripts UPF2. The record is from RefSeq and is a predicted model, not a curated record. Gene Ontology annotation, cellular component: cytoplasm; exon-exon junction complex. Gene Ontology annotation, biological process: nuclear-transcribed mRNA catabolic process, nonsense-mediated decay. The transcript is spliced from 17 exons. The coding region runs from base 211 to 3813 and encodes 1200 amino acids. Gene Ontology annotation, molecular function: protein binding; RNA binding. NCBI's taxonomy places the organism in Eukaryota, Viridiplantae, Streptophyta, Magnoliopsida, Poales, Bromeliaceae.